AGGCUUGGGGCCAGCCUGGCUCCGCGCUGCCCCGGCCCCGUCCUCGCGCCCCGGCCGGGCUGGCCGCAAGCAGCCUGGGCCCGGAGCCUGGGCACCAGCGCGCUGCUGUGCGCGGGUAAUGCUUCAGUGGGGCUACUACAGGUGUAAGCACUAGGUGGACGUGGUGCAGCCAUUUUCAUCACUAUGGCAUAAUCCGACCACUUGUUAGCAUCGCUAUGCGAGUGACCAUGUGGUGCUUCCCGCUAAUGUUGGCGACCCGCAAAUUCACCGACAAGCAUGAGUGGAUAUCAGUUGAAAAUGGUAUUGGGACAGUAGGAAUCAGCAAUUUUGCACAGGAAGCAUUAGGAGACAUCGUUUAUUGUAGUCUUCCGGAAAUUGGGACAAAGUUGAACAAACAAGAUGAGUUUGGUGCUCUGGAAAGUGUGAAGGCUGCUAGUGAACUCUAUUCUCCUCUCACGGGAGAAGUAACUGAAAUUAACACCACCCUUGCAGAUAAUCCAGGACUUGUCAAUAAAUCUUGUUAUGAAGAUGGUUGGCUUAUCAAGAUGACUGUGGACAACCCUUCAGAACUUAAUGAACUGAUGAGUGAGGAUGCGUAUGAGAAAUUUAUAAAAUCCAUUGAGGACUGACCUGGAACACUAAAAUAAACCACUAUAAAACACUUACUUCAGCGUAGUUUGUCAUAGAUUAGUGAUGUACAGAAGAUCUGACAGUGGGCAGCUUAAAAAAAUUGCAUAUUCCAGAAAUUUUGGAUAAAAUUUCAAGACAAAUAUGCAGCCUCUGAAUUGUGUUGUACUAAAGAUCAAUCCUGUGACAAUAAGAGAUUGCAGAUGGG
Messenger RNA from Dermochelys coriacea (leatherback sea turtle), 835 nucleotides. RefSeq names its product glycine cleavage system protein H (gene GCSH). Gene Ontology annotation, cellular component: cytoplasm; mitochondrion; glycine cleavage complex. Gene Ontology annotation, biological process: glycine decarboxylation via glycine cleavage system; protein lipoylation. The record is from RefSeq and is a predicted model, not a curated record. NCBI's taxonomy places the organism in Eukaryota, Metazoa, Chordata, Testudines, Dermochelyidae. The coding region runs from base 216 to 629 and encodes 137 amino acids. The transcript is spliced from 6 exons.